AUGCAAUUAGAUUUAACUAAUACUGAAAAAGUUAAAAAUAUAGAAUUUAUUAAACAUGAAGAUCUAUACGCCAAAAAACAUAUACUGUUACCCUAUGAUAAUUUAACGAUUUUGUGCGAAAUAAAAUAUACUAUAUGUACAAACAAGUGGACACCAACGAAUCAAACAUUUGAAAGAAUCGAAACAAAAUUGAACAAUGAUCUUGUCAGUCUCUUUGAAAGUGAGAAACAUUGGGAUGUUACGUUAGUAGCGGAUGGCCAUGAAUUGCAUGCUCACAAAUGCAUAUUAGCAAGUCGUAGUGAUGUCUUUGCUGCAAUGUUUGAACAUGAAAUGGAAGAAAGUAAAUCAAAUCGUGUUGUUGUCACGGAUUGUGAUCAUAAAGUGCUUAAGGAAAUGUUGCGUUAUAUUUAUACAGGCAAGGCACCAAAUUUAGAUGAAAUGGCCGCUGAACUCUUAGCAGUAUGUAAUAAGUACGGUUUAGAAAAUCUCAAAUACAUGUGUGAGGAAAAACUAUGCAAUCGUUUAACCAUCGAUACAGUUGCUGAAACAUUAAUAUUAGCCGAUCUUUAUAGGGCGAAAGAACUGAAGGAACAUACCAUACAUUUUAUGAAUACUCAUGCUAAUGCUGUAACCAAAACCGAAGGAUGGAAAAAACUUGUUAAUAACCAUUUUCAUUUAAUAACUGAAGUGUAUCUAAAGCUUGUAGAAUAG
Molecule: messenger RNA, 711 nt
Organism: Calliphora vicina (urban bluebottle blowfly)
Lineage: Eukaryota; Metazoa; Arthropoda; Insecta; Diptera; Calliphoridae
Product: protein roadkill-like
Exons: 1
Coding region: 1-711 (236 amino acids)
Biological process (GO): proteasome-mediated ubiquitin-dependent protein catabolic process; regulation of proteolysis
Cellular component (GO): cytoplasm; nucleus
Molecular function (GO): ubiquitin protein ligase binding
Source: RefSeq, a predicted model, not a curated record